Molecule: messenger RNA, 2022 nt
Organism: Closterium sp. NIES-67
Lineage: Eukaryota; Viridiplantae; Streptophyta; Zygnematophyceae; Desmidiales; Closteriaceae
Source: the annotation of a GenBank genome assembly
GGUGCACCGGCAUGGAUCAUGGAGUGGAGACACUCGCUCGAUUCGAGAAGGACGUGAAGCGAACCGACACAGGGUUCCUGGCAAUAGCAACAGAGGCAGAGAACGACAGGGAGAGAACCUCGGAACCUCCAGGAAAGAUCAAGGAAUUAUUGAAGGAGUUCCAAGAUAUUCUUCCGGACGAUCUUCCAAAUGAGCUACCGCCAUACCGAACGCAUCAACACGAGAUCUUGGAGGAACCGGGUUCGAAGCAGACCUUCCGAGCACCAUAUCGGCUCAGCCCUACGGAGCUGACCGACAUGAAAAAACAGAUCGAGUAUCUCCUAGCCAAAGGACUCAUCCGACCAUCCACUUCGCCUUACGGUGCUCCAGUACUCUUCACACCGAAACCGGACGAAAGCCUGCGCAUGUGCAUCGACUACCGAGCUCUUAACAAGCAGACCAUCAAGAAUAAAUAUCCGAUACCGCGAAUCGAUGACCUGCUUGACCAGCUUCGGGGAGCUACGGUAUUUUCCAAACUGGAUCUGCGGUCCGGAUACUGGCAGAUACGCAUGGCGGACAACUCUAUCCACAAAACUGCUUUCCGAACUCGGUAUGGAUCGUACGAGUAUUUGUUAAUGCCGUUCGGACUCACCAACGCACCGGCAACGUUCCAAGCCGAAAUGAACCACAUUCUACGACCACUUUUGGACGAGUGCGUGGUGGUGUACCUGGACGACAUACUCAUCUACUCGCGCGACAUGAAGCAGCACGUCGAACACCUGCGACGCGUCUUCGAAAUUCUUCGACGAGAACGGUUCUACGUCAAACUGUCCAAGAGCGAAUUCGCCCUUGAAAAGGUCCUGUUCCUAGGACACAUGGUGAGCGCUCAAGGAGUUCACGUCGACCCCAAGAAAAUCGAAGCCGUACGUACGUGGAAGACACCCAAGAACGUGAAGGAGUUGCAGCAGUUCCUAGGCUUCGCUAAUUACUACAACAGGUUCGUGCCACAGUAUGCGAAAAUCGCAGCACCACUCACGAAUCUGCUGAAGAAGAACACGCCCUACAAAUGGGAGCUGAAGCACCAGGAAGCCGUGGAGCAGCUGAAGCAAGCACUUACGUCCGCACCGGUACUCAUUUUGCCAGAUCCCGAACGCGACUACGUCAUCGAAGCUGACGCCAGUGACCAAGCAGUGGGAGCGGUCUUGAUGCAAGAUCAAGGGAAUGGACUGCAACCAAUCGCUUACCUAAGUAAGAAACUACACGGGGCAGAACUCAACUACCCGAUACACGACAAGGAGGCCCUGGCAAUGACAUCGCGUACCGGAAAGGAUCAAGGAAAAUCUGGGUACCCAAUUACCCUCCUUUGCGCCAGCUACUACUCGAAGAAUACCACGACGUCCUCUACGCCGGACACUUCAGUAGCAACAAAACGCUCACCGGUAUCGCCAAACACUACUUACUGCCCCCACUUAGCAGAAGAUGUCCAGAAAUUUGUCACCUCGUGUGAUACAUGUCAGCGGAUGAAGAGUACCAAGCAGAAAAAGGCGGGAGUACUGCAGCCUCUUCCUGUCCCAGAACAACCAUGGCAAGUGGUUAGCCUGGACUUCAUCACCGGGUUACCGCCUACCUCGCGCGGUCAAGACGUCAUCCUUGUCGUCAUUGACAAAUUUUCCAAAAUGGGACACUUCAUCUCGACACACACGACAACUCGCACCGAAGAAACAGCACAACUCUUCGUUCGAUACAUCAUCUCACAGCAUGGCAUUCCAACCACACUCAUCUCCGACCGAGACCCUAAGUUCACCAGCAAGUUCUGGAAGGAACUUAUGAAUCUCCUCGGGACCAAACUUGCCAUGUCAUCUGCUUACCAUCCGCAGACAGACGGACAGACCGAGCGCCUCAACCAAAUUGUUGAGCAACUCCUCCGAGCAGCCUGCAAAGACGAGAUCUCUAAAAGGGACUUGCACCUGACCGUACUAGAGUUUGCUUUCAACAAUGCUACACAUGCCGCUACUGGAUAGUCGCCGUUCUUCCUCUGCUACG